UGUAUAUAUAAGGCUCCACAUCCUCAAUUCUUUAUCCUUUACAACCACCCACAUAAAAGGGAAAAGAAAAAAAAAAAAAAUACUAGCCAAACAAAGGCCAUUCAAUUAAACUUACAAAGAUCUACAAAGAAGAAAAAAUGAUUCAUGAACUCCUAGGAGGAGCUGGCCUUAUUGGAGGAGAGAGGAAAUUUUCCAUCAAUGGAACAAUUUUAGAAGGAACAACUUCUCCUUCUCCUUCAUUGUCUCCUUCUUCUUCAACCACAUCUGCAUCAACCACAAACACUACUGCUACUGCAACUGCUGCUAAUUCAUCUUCAGAGAACCUGAGAUGCCCUAGAUGUGAUUCUUCAAACACUAAGUUCUGUUACUAUAAUAACUAUAAUCUCACUCAGCCUCGUCAUUUCUGCAAAACCUGUCGCCGAUAUUGGACUAAAGGAGGUGCACUUAGGAAUGUUCCAAUCGGCGGUGGAUGCAGGAAGAACAAGAGCACUACUGUGUCUACAUCUGUUGGAAAAUCAAGCACCGGGAAGAUGAAAACAGUGGCGUCUGAGAUUGGAAGAUCGGGAUUUGGAAAUGGGUUUGAUCAUGAACUUCCAUCAAGUCCAAUUAUGUGGGCUUCACCUCAGAAUUCUCAUAUUUUAACCUUACUUAGAGCUACCCAUAACUCUAACCCUAACUCCAGUACCCUGUCUAAUUCUCUUGCUGUGAAGGAGGAAGGGUGUAUGAUCGGAACCUACUUGAUAGGUGAGCCUACAGUUGCAACCGGUGCACUAAAUGCUCGAACCUUGGGCUUGGACCCUCUGGCUCAAGUCCCUUCUCUGGGUCUCUGCAGUCCUUUUUGGAAAAACAGCCAACACCAAGCUCAACAGCAACAACAGACUGGCUUCAUUGCUUGUGAAGCCCAAAACUCAGGGAUUCAAGAAUUGUAUCAAAGACUCAGAUCAUCAACUAAUUACUAUUGCGAUAGCUCAACUGUACCUCUAGGCAAUUUGGCUUCUUCUUCAACUGCAGCUUCAACUAUUUUGGAGUCUUCUCCUGUUGCUGGAGGCGAAUUGGGUUACUGGAAUCCAACGUUUUCAUGGUCUGAUCUGCCAACAACCAACGGUGCAUAUCCUUGAGAACCCUUUCUUUAUUUUCAUGUUUUUUUUUUUAAUUUUGAUUGCUUUCUUAGGUUUCCUUCAUAUGUUAGGGUGGUUGUGGGUAUAUGGAUAUGGUCGUAGAACAGACUUUCCUUUUCAUUUCCUUCUGAUUUCUUAAUUAUUGUGUGGUUAACUUGUGACAAUGUAUCAAGUACCAAGAAUCAGUAGAAAUGGAAAAUAUUAGCUGCUUUAAGUGCC
Manihot esculenta (cassava) is the source of this 1337-nucleotide messenger RNA. RefSeq names its product dof zinc finger protein DOF1.1. Gene Ontology annotation, molecular function: DNA binding; DNA-binding transcription factor activity. The coding region runs from base 138 to 1118 and encodes 326 amino acids. Lineage: Eukaryota; Viridiplantae; Streptophyta; Magnoliopsida; Malpighiales; Euphorbiaceae. The record is from RefSeq and is a predicted model, not a curated record. The transcript is spliced from 2 exons. Gene Ontology annotation, biological process: regulation of DNA-templated transcription.